Molecule: messenger RNA, 966 nt
Organism: Onychomys torridus (southern grasshopper mouse)
Lineage: Eukaryota; Metazoa; Chordata; Mammalia; Rodentia; Cricetidae
Gene: Sucnr1
Product: succinate receptor 1
Exons: 2
Coding region: 1-966 (321 amino acids)
Biological process (GO): G protein-coupled receptor signaling pathway
Cellular component (GO): plasma membrane
Molecular function (GO): G protein-coupled receptor activity
Source: RefSeq, a predicted model, not a curated record
AUGGUUGGUCGGCUCUUCUGGAAUUCAUCUUGUCAAAACUGGCUGGCUGCAGAGAAUAUCCUGAAGAAGUACUACCUAUCCACAUUUUACGGGAUGGAGUUCGUUUUCGGGAUGUUUGGGAACAUCACCGUGGUGUUUGGGUACCUCUUCUGUCUGAAGAACUGGAACAGCAGCAACAUCUAUCUCUUUAACCUUUCCAUCUCUGACUUUGCUUUCUUGUGCACCCUUCCGGUGCUGAUAAGGAGUUAUGCCAAUGAGAACUGGAUCUAUGGAGAUGUUCUCUGCAUAGGCAACCGAUACUUGCUUCAUGCCAACCUCUACACCAGCAUCCUCUUCCUCACUUUCAUCAGCAUCGAUCGAUACCUACUCAUGAAGUAUCCUUUCCGAGAACAUGUUCUGCAAAAGAAGGAGUUUGCCGUUCUAAUCUCUUUAGCUGUCUGGGUCUUAGUGACCUUAGAAGUCCUACCCAUACUCCCUUUCAUAAAUUCUGACCCAACAGACAAAGAUGCCAUCUGCAAAGACUAUGCAAGUUCUGGACACCCUAAACACAACCUCAUUUACAGCCUGUGCCUGACUUUGUUGGGCUUCCUCCUUCCUCUCUCUGUGAUGUGCUUCUUCUAUUACAAGAUGCUAGUCUUCCUAAGAAUGAGGAGUAGGCAGCAGGUAACUGCCCUGCCGCUGGACAAGCCUCUGCGCCUGGUGGUCCUGGCAGUGGUGGUCUUCUCUAUACUCUUCACACCCUACCAUAUCAUGCGCAAUGUGAGGAUCGCCUCGCGCCUGGAUAGCUGGCCACAGGGAUGUUCCCAGGAAGUCAUCAAAACCUUGUACAUUGUGACCCGGCCUCUGGCCUUUCUGAACAGUGCCAUCAACCCCAUCUUCUACUUCCUCAUGGGAGACCACUUCAGAGAGAUGUUGAUUAGUAAGCUGAGACAGUACUUCAAGUCCCUUACAUCCUUCAGGACAUGA